UCGUGGUUCAAUGAUUACCACUUUUGUCAUCAAAGGGGGGUGGGUCUGAGGGCUUUGCACUGGGGUUUUGUGCCUCCUCGUGUGGUUGGGGAGACGUAUGUGAGUCCGGAAUGUUCGGCUGCACACUGGGAUGGUUAUUCCAGCUGGAGCUAGUGUCAUUGGCCUUGCUUUUUUUUUCUUUGACGCUUUUCUUCUGCCAGCGGUGUCCUCUUGUCCUCUGCAGUUUUCACAGCGCAGGGCCAAUGCUGAAAGCUUUCCGAGAAACUGUAAGGGUGUCUAUGAAGCAUUUUCUUUUUCAACCUCGUGAGUGCUUCCCUUCCCUUAAUUGGCCAUACAGAAGCCGUUUAGGGAUGUUGGAGUCUUCCAUCUGCAGAUAUGGCCUGCCCAUCGCAGCUGGGACGGACUGCAUCAGGAUUGUGUGGAUGCUUUGCAGGUCCACUCUUCGAAGGACUUCAGUAUCUGGUAUUUUUUCUUGCCAUUUAACAAUCAGUAUUUUUCUGAGACAGAUCAUGUGGAAGUGGCUCUUUUUUGUGUGCAUGUUUUCUGUAUACUGUCCACGUUUCUGAGGCAUAAAGCAAUGUGGGGAAGAAGAAAGCUCGAUAGACCCCUAGCUUUGUUUUUGUGGUGACUUGCGUAUCGCUAAGGCCAGUGCAUCCUUUGUCAGACUGCCGAACAAUGUUUGGAACAGACGAGAACUAAAUAGUCAAUGUUAGGCCUACUAAGACAAUUCUCUUUUUUUUUUAAAAUACUUUUUAAAAGAGUUGGACUACGUACGCCCUACUUUUAAGAUACUUCUAAAUAACAUGGCUGGAUAAAUAUUCCCGAUGUCUACUAACCAUGGAACUAUCAGGGCAAUAAAAAAUGCACACAUAAUUGGGAAUUUCUUUUGUUUUUUGGUAAGACACCGUUUUAAAGAAAAUAAAUUGAAUUUGUUUUUAUUUCAUAAUUUAGAGAAUUCUAAUUACACUACUUUUAAUCAUUGGUUAGUUUAAAACCAAGUUUUUUUUAAAAAAUCGUUGCAUUGGUUGUCUACAAGAUAAGUAUUGGGUACUAGAUGCUAGAUUCUAGUAAAUCUAGGUGUAAUGGAAAAUCACAAGGGAAUGAAAGAGAAGUCCAGAUUGUAUCUACCAAAUCUUAGUGUUGACACUCUACAGUUUCUCCAUACUGUUUGGUACGUCUUUUUAGAGUACGUGGGCGCAACAGAAGAUGCAAGCCACUGGUGGAAGUCAGUGUUUGAAAGGAGAAUCCUCGAAGGCCGGGUUGGAGUUAGGCUAAGAUGGUGGAGAAACACGACGUCAAAUAUAUUAUGGGAACUAGAGUCUUUUAUUGACCACUUCUCGAAACAAGACUUAAACUCUAAGACCUCACUAGAGCAGCAAGUAGAGAUUGUACGAGAUGAUGUAUCAAUGAACAACAUCUGUCAAUCUGACAAGUCACGUGGUCGACCGUCGCCAAGACACAACUCUGUCAAAGUGUAUGUCUCGAAGAACGAUGGGAACCUGAACGAGAACAAGGGGCCGGUAACCGAUGAGUUUGGUUAUCCUCUGGAUGAUGCUCUCCCUCGGAUGCUAGACACAUACUAUUCUCCCCUUGAAUCUGUGGCCAGCAGACAUGUGAAUGUCACUGAAUACAAACCUAAAGCAAGCCUCAGUGAAAUGUCCAUCGACGAUAAAGUCCCAGUUUUAAAAAAGCGUAGCUCAAGUUGGCCUGAAUCUCUCGAUCAAAAAGGCGAACCGUCUCAGGAGGAUAUGUUUCUUCAGGAAAGUUCUCUGAAUGAUGAUCUUGAUGCUAUAAACGAGAAUGUGACUUUGUCCAAAACUUUUGAAUUCAAACCCUCGAUCCAUAGGGAUUUAACGAGUGACGAGGACAUUUGGCACUUCCCCUCUAGAGAUGUUAGUGUCUCUAGCGACUAUCAGGGCUUAGACAAGAAACACUUACAUCUUCCAAAAGUAAGCGGCAAUCUACUGGAUGUAAACAGUCAUCACAACUCGUUUCAGUAUGAAGGAAGCUCAGUGGACAGUGUGGACCUGCCCCAAGUCAUGCGCCGAUGCCCGGUUGAAAACUGCAACGUCCCAGACUGUCUGCUGAACAACAGGCAUAUGGCGCUGCUAACCAGAAGAGCGAACGCAGUCAGGCGGCCAUCCGUUACGAAAUUUGUUAACAAAGUGAGUGACAAGUUGAGGAAGGCCAUCAUUAUCGACGAUACGCCUGUGUCUAUCGAGAAACCUGUGGCUAAAACCAAAAUGGUGAGCACAGAUAUAGCCCAGAGAACGAGACUGAAGCGAGGGGAGACUUCUAGAAUGACGGACAUGUUGGACUAUUUGGAAACGCUCAAGUUUAACAUCGCCUUUACCCCUAGGAGCGGCCCUCCAAAUCCAAUUGAAACUAUACAACGUAGGCUGGGUCUGGAGAGGAUCAACCUGCCCCCUGAGCCACACUAUGAUGUUAUGUUCAAUGAAUAUGACAGCGCUCGUUUGGAGUCAGGAAGAGAUCAUCUUAUUGCAGCCAAAGACUGGUUAAAGUCAUCCUACAAAGACGCUAAUGGGAUUGAAAAGAUUACUGCCGUGAGAAACCCAAGUCACAAUUAUCUGAUACAACAAAAAAAGAAGCGGAAAGAGAAAAUGUUUUACUUAACCGGGAAGGCAGCGUACCGUUACUACAUACUUUUAACUUUGACCGAGACUAAGAUGAAAAUCAGCCGACUUAAACUGGAAAAGGAAAGUCUAAUGAAGAAGUACGAGUGGAAACAAAGAACAUUAAUGGAUAUCGUUAAAAUAGCAAGAGAUUACUACAGUGAUCCAACAGAGAUCAAUCUACAUCGGUGGAAAACUUUAAAGAAAGAACUCUCCUCUGAGACCAAACAUGAAAGCUAUACCGACGUCAGAAUGCACGUGUCUUCCACACCAGACUACUGGCCAUUUUUUAGCUUCAUGAUCAUAUUGCUCCAGUUCAGCUGUUUGUUGGUGUUGUGCUUCAAACAUGGUGUCGGUCUCAGGGGUGUUGGCACACUGAAGUACAUCCGUGUAAACGUCCCCACCUAUCUCGGCACAGAAACCUACUCGAGACUUGAGGAACCCAACCCUUGGCUUGGACCACCAACGCAUGCGUUCUAUGCUGCAGGGGCGGUGCUAGCUUCCUGCAUGAGAGAGGAUUAUCGCCUGUAUCAAAGUACAGAUCUCAAAGGCUACAAACCUAUGACCAUAAAUAAUUCCAAUUAUUUCGGCUGCUGUGAAAGAAAAACACACAUGGUGAAUGUUGCAGGAACCACAACUCUUACAGAAUGUAUAAGUAUGACAAAUGAGCUUGGCCAAUGGACGAGGGGUGUUAUCUGUAGUCAUAGGAACCCCUCUUUGAACAGCGUGGCACACAUCAUCAAGCCUUGCUGUGUUGGCUACCAUGGAGAGUGUCAGAUGGUAUCCAAUGAGCACUGUCUCUUUCUAAAUGGGAUCUUCCACGUCGACUGCGACCACUGUGUUCAGGUAAACUGCCUGAUUGAUAUUUGUAAGCUAAUGCCAUCCAUCAGUGACGUAGUGCCACAGGCAGGCGCCCCUUGGCUACCUGGUCCCGACACACGAUGGCAAUGGUGGCGCUUUCUUACUGCCAUCCCACUCACGUUUGGUUUUGUGCACUUCGCCGCCAUCUUGUUGGUAGAGGUGCUUCUGAUGGUACCAUUGGAGACGUCUGCUGGCUGGCACCGAGUUAUGAUUCUUUACUGCUGCAGUUCAGUGGCAGGAGAAGUAAUUGGAAGCAACAUUGAGCCUGACCUACCCCAAGUUGGGUCCACCAGUGGCGCUGGCGGAAUCGUCGGAGUAGCUGUGUUAGAACUGUUUCAGGCUUGGAGAUUUAUGCAACAUCCGUCGUGGGAGGCCAUCAAACUUGUAUGUUUGGUAGCUUUGUUUUUAUUUCUUGGAACUGUACAUUUAAUCAGUUUAUUUGCUUUUAUUGGAGGCGUUUUUGUUGGGAUGAUGGGCUGUUUGACUAUAGUUCCGUAUAUAACUUUUGGCAGACGACUUAGUCAUUUACGGUUUCGUCUGGUUCUCAUUGGAUUUUGUUUGUUGUUGCCAACUUUGAUUUCUAUUCAAAUUUUAUUUCACUUUGUGCAAGACACAAAGCUGUGCCCUAAUUGUGCAGAGUUCGAGUGUAUCCAAUACACAUAUGUCAUGUGUCAAACUUAUAAUAAAUAAAUGGUUCUGAAAAUAAACUAUCUUAUCAUCACUUG
Messenger RNA from Biomphalaria glabrata, 4219 nucleotides. RefSeq lists its product as uncharacterized. Gene Ontology annotation, cellular component: endoplasmic reticulum membrane. The record is from RefSeq and is a predicted model, not a curated record. The coding region runs from base 1083 to 4184 and encodes 1033 amino acids. The transcript has 12 exons. Gene Ontology annotation, molecular function: serine-type endopeptidase activity. NCBI's taxonomy places the organism in Eukaryota, Metazoa, Mollusca, Gastropoda, Planorbidae. Gene Ontology annotation, biological process: regulation of protein secretion; regulation of epidermal growth factor receptor signaling pathway.